Molecule: messenger RNA, 1833 nt
Organism: Schistocerca gregaria
Lineage: Eukaryota; Metazoa; Arthropoda; Insecta; Orthoptera; Acrididae
Gene: Rae1
Product: protein Rae1
Exons: 8
Coding region: 35-1123 (362 amino acids)
Biological process (GO): RNA export from nucleus; transcription-dependent tethering of RNA polymerase II gene DNA at nuclear periphery
Cellular component (GO): nuclear pore
Molecular function (GO): RNA binding; ubiquitin binding
Source: RefSeq, a predicted model, not a curated record
CAGUAUUUAGUUGCAGGACGUUUUAGAACUCAGAAUGUUUAAUCAAAGUACGUUGGGUAAUACAUCGGGGUAUGGCACAACGACUACUCCGUCGUCAGCUAACCCAAUGAAAGAUUUUGAAGUUACAUCCCCUCCUGACGAUUCAGUGUCGUCUUUAGCGUUCAGUCCCGCCACAAUACCACAAAAUUUUUUGAUAGCUGGAAGCUGGGACAACAACGUCCGCUGCUGGGAAGUCGAACAGACAGGAAAAACAAUUCCCAAGUCAAUGCAGACCAUGCAGGGUCCAGUACUGGACGUAUGUUGGAGCGAUGAUGGGACUAAAGUCUUUAUGGCUUCUUGCGAUAAGAUGGUAAAAUGUUGGGAUCUGAAUAGCAACCAGACAGUGCAAGUUGCCCAGCAUGAUGCACCGGUGAAAACAUGUCACUGGAUAAAAGGAAACAUGUAUUCUUGUUUAAUGACAGGAUCAUGGGACAAAACUCUCAAGUUCUGGGACACGCGAAGUGCAACUCCCAUGCUAAGUAUCACUCUUCCGGAAAGGGUAUAUUGUGCAGAUGUUGAUUUUCCAAUGGCAGUGGUAGGUACUGCCGGCCGAGGACUCAUAGUGUAUCAAUUGGAAGGGAAACCCCAGGAGUACAAACGUACUGAAUCACCCCUCAAGUAUCAGCAUCGAUGUGUUGCAAUUUUCCGUGACAAAAAGAAGUCACCUACAGGAUAUGCUUUGGGCAGUGUGGAAGGCCGUGUAGCAAUCCAGUAUGUAAAUUCAACUACUGCGAAAGAUAAUUUCACAUUCAAGUGCCACCGUUCAAAUGGGGCACCUAAUGGCUAUCAAGAUAUCUAUGCUGUGAAUGAUAUUGCUUUCCACCCUGUGCAUGGGACACUGGCAACUGUUGGUUCUGAUGGUAGUUUCAGUUUCUGGGAUAAGGAUGCACGCACAAAACUGAAACCUUCAGAGACCAUGGAACAAUCAAUUACACGCUGCUGCUUCAAUAGCAGUGGCCAUAUAUUUGCAUACGCUGUCAGCUAUGAUUGGUCAAAGGGCUACGAGUUCUACAACCCAAUGAAAAAGAAUUACAUAUUUCUGCGCUCGUGUUAUGAGGAACUGAAACCUCGCAGUUCAUCUUGAAUAUUUAAAGCUGUUAUGUACCUGGUGACUGUGUAAAUAUCAGAUCAUUUGUAAUAGCACAAAUAGGUCUUUCCUACAAUGAGUUACAUAUGUGUAUUAUUUUCAGCAUUUAUCAUUUUAUAAAGACUGUACUCAGACUGUAUUCAAAUAAAAUUAACAUUUUUGUAUGCUGUGAGUUUUCAAUUUUUGUUGGUUGUCACUUUUGCAGUUGCUGGUGUAAACUGUUUGUUUCUGAUAUUUACUAUUCUAGAGAACCAGUAACUGCGUAGCACUCGGAGAAACAGAAUGAAUAAUUAUUUCAAAUGUUUAUGUAGUUUAAUAUAUCAAGUGUUAAGAGGGAGUGAAAGUGAGAAAAAAGGUAAAAAAAGGCCAAACACUAAUUAUUUUGUGUAGUUCACAUUAUUUAAUGUUCUGUGUAUCUGUGGGGAGAGGCAGCAAGUGCACUUUACAUUCUCUCUCACUCACUCUCUCUCUGCUUAGAAGAUUAAAGAUUAAAAAUAGCGUAUCAUGACUUCAGAGUCAAUAGAAAGUCAUUUUUUAAUUGACUUAGUUAUUACGUCCAGUUAAGUAUGAAAUUAGUCAAAAGUUUUCAUCUGUUUUAACUGUACAUUUUGUAGUUACCUUUUUCCCCAAAUGUAAAGGAAAACAUUUACAAGUGAUGUACUCACAAUUUGUAAUAUAGAUACUAAUUAAACUUUGGUAUUCUCUUA